Callithrix jacchus (white-tufted-ear marmoset) is the source of this 4006-nucleotide messenger RNA. RefSeq names its product cilia and flagella associated protein 73 (gene CFAP73). The record is from RefSeq and is a predicted model, not a curated record. Lineage: Eukaryota; Metazoa; Chordata; Mammalia; Primates; Cebidae.
ACCAGAGCCUGCUGGGCGGCUGCCUUCUGGGAGAGCAAAGCGGGCUUCCACACCACGCUCCACAGAACCCCCAGGCUCUCUUAGACUUGUGCAAAACUCCAGCUGGUGGAAAGAAAGCUGGGGCAACUGCCAGGAGGAUGGCGGUACCCUGGGAGGAAUAUUUCCGACUGGCCUUGCAAGAGAACCUGUCUACAAAGCUGCCAGAGCAGGCUGAGCAUUACUUCCCACCAGUGCUACGUCUCCUGGAGAAGAGGCAAGAGCUGGCAGAUGCAGACCAGGCCCUGCAGGCCCAGAAGCAGGUGUACCACACCAAGAUGGCAGCCCUGAAACAGCGCUGGGAACAGCUGGAACAGAAGGAGCGGGAGCUAAAGGGAUCGUUCUUCAGCUUUGACAAGUUUUUCCAGGACUCCGAGGCCCGGCGCAAUCGCGCGCUGCUGAGGGCGGCGGAGGAGCUAAACCAGGCGGGCCGCCGGGAGGCGGAGGCGCUACGGCUGCGGGCCCAGCUCGAGGAGCUACGGCGGGAGCACGCGCGGCUGCAGCGCAGACUGCAGCGCCUGGAGCCCUGCGCGCGCCUGCUGGAGCAAGCGCUGGAGCUGCUGCCCGGGUUCCAAGAUGUCCCGGAGCUGGUGGCGCGUUUCGACUGCCUGGUCGAGACACAGGCAGCGCUGAGGCUCAGGGAGCGCCAGCGGCUCGCCCAGCAGGAGGCGGUGCGGGCGCGGCUGCAGCGGCUGCGGGACACCUGGCCGGAGGAGCUGCUCGCACAGGGCCAGCGGCGGAAGCAGCUGCAGGAGCGCCUGGAGGCUGCCCGGGAGCGCACGCUGCAGUGGGAAUCCAAGUGGAUUCAGAUUCAGAACACAGCAGCGGAGAAGACUCUGCUCCUGGGGCGCAGCAGGAUGGCCGUGCUCAACCUGUUCCAGCUAGUGUGCCAGCAUCAGGGGCAGCCGCCUGCACUGGACACUGAGGACACAGAGGGGCAGUUAGAGCAGGUAAGGCCCCCUCUUUAUGGCACCUCCAGCCCUCAAGCUAUCCCUUUUUGGAAAAAUCAGGUACCUAAAACCCCACAGUUAGUGACACCUUUUCUGGGUUAAGCAUGGCCCUCUAAGAGGUCAGAGUCCUUGCCCCAGCCGUGGGCUGGAUGGCUGCACAGGCACCCAGCCUAGGAUGGAUUCCUGGGUGCAUCUUUGCUCUGACAGUGAUUGGCUGUGUGGCCAGAAGAAAGCCACGCCCUUCCCUGCGUCUCAGUGUGCUUCCUCUACCAGGGUUUGUACCGACUCCCUCUUUUCUCCCAGGAUCCAACAGCCCGCACAUGUAGCAACACCUGAAAAAACCAGGAGGUCCAGACUCACUCAUUAAUCUCUGGCCUUCUGGCUCCCUCCUCCCUGUGCAGAGAAGCCUCAGCUUCCCCAGGGAGGGUGAGGGUGGGUGAGGCUGAUUUGUGCAGUACAGAAUAUGACAUAGAGUUGUUUUUGAGACGGAGUCUAGCUCUGUCACCCAGGAUGGAGUGCAGUGACACAAUCUCCGCUCACUGCAACCUCUGCCUCCCAGGUUCAAGUGAUUCUCCUGCCUCAGCCUCUUGAGUAGUUGGGAUUACAGGCACACACCACCUUUGCAGUGAACUGACAUCACACUACUGGACUCCAGUCUGGGCAACAGAGUGAGACUCCAUCUCAAAAAAAAAAAAAAAAAGGAUAGGAUGAGGGGGCAGCCUGUCUCGGGCUGGCCAGAUUACUUUAUUAUUACAUUUAUUACCUGGCUAAUUUUGUAUUUUUAGUAGAGAUGGGGUUUCACCAUGUUGGCCAGGCUGGUCUUGAACUCCCGACCUCAAGUGAUCCUCCCACCUCAGCUUUUCCAAAGUGCUAGGAUUACAGGCAUGAGCCAUCGCACCUGGCGUGACAUAGGUUUACAAGAGAGAGAUUUCAGACUUCAAACACUUCUGUUAUGUUUCUAGUGAGUAUACCCAGCGCAUGGCCCAGGCGCUUUGAGAAGUGGAGGCAAAGUAAAGGGAGGCACCCUGCCUUUUCCCCCACAUCCCCACUCCUGUCCUGCCCAAUGGCCGGGAUUCCAGCCAAAUGCCAAGACCUGGGUCCUUGGGAAUCUUCUUCGCCCCUCCCAGCUGGUUGGAUACAUUGAUGCCACUGUUUUUCCCAGCCUGGCUGGUUAUCUGGCUACCUUCUGGCACAAGAGACUAGCAAAAACACAGGCUCCAUGUAAUCAGGCAAGUCAGUCCCUUUUCUUUCUUUUUUUUUUUUUUUUUGAGAUGGAGUCUCGCUCUGUCACCCAGGCUGGAGUGCAGUGGCACCAUUUCGGCUUACAGCAACCUCCACCUCCCAGGUUCAAGUGUUCUCCUGCCUCAGCCUCCUGAGUAGCUGGGACUUUACAGGUGCACGCCUCCACACACAUCUAAUUUUUUUGUAUUUUUAGUAGAGACAGAGUUUCACUGUGUUAGCCAGGAUGGACGCUAUCUCCUGACCUCGUGAUCUGCUCGCCUCGGCCUCCCAAAAUGCUGGGAUUACAGGUGUGAGCCACUGCGCCUGGCCAGUCCCUUUUCUUUUAGUACAACUGAAGUAACUGGACAUUAAGAAGGAACACAAUCAGUAACUGGUUGUAAUUAAUUAGUGGUAAACACCACUGCACUAGGACCAGAGCAUCUUUUCAAAAUCAACUCUGCCCCUGUCAAGGAGAAAGGCUCCCUGGAGGGACGCUGUGCUUUUUCCCACCUCCCUGACACUCCCCGGCCUCCAGGCUGGGACUCACACUGUUCUGCCGGAAUUCAGUAACAGCUUCAUUUGUCCAUUGCAUUUUCAUUAUUUUUCGAGUACCCCCUAGUUAUGACGAGGGGUAACUAUUUCUUUCCAUUUUUGGUGGAGAAACAGUUUCCUUCUGUUGAUAGGGUGAUGAAUAUGAGGGGGAGCCCACAGACAGCUGUACGUUCAACCUCAAGUUCUAGUUUUCACAGUGGAUCAGUGGCAUUUAUUAAGUGGAUAUCCAUAAAGAAUUAAAACAAAAUAAAGGAGGGCCACCCAUGGAGAUGAGAGUAAGUCACAGACCAAUGAAUAAGACUGAUGCAGUUAAAAUAAGAUGAAGCUGACGGAUGUAAAUAAAAACACUAAUUGGAUGGUGCAGGUGACAGCAGCUAGGAAGCUGAGGUGUCUGCUCAUGUGGCAAUUGGGAAGGCUGGCCUGAAGCUUUUAAAACUCAGGACGGUUUCGGAUCUGUCACUGCCUCUGGGAACCACCAUCAUUACUGUUCUUUCAGUGAGGGGGACUCCAGUCCCCACCCUGCCUUUCGGCCUCCCCACAUGUUGAGGGUUAGGGGCUGGACAUGUUUCAGCCUCCCCAUAUGUUGAGGGUUAGGGCUCUUGGGCUGGAAUGUGACUUCAUGUUGGGGUCCCCCAGGUGAAGCUGUUCAUGCAAGACCUCUCCGCCAUGCUGGCAGGCCUGUGUCAGACUGAGCCUGCAGCCCCUGCCUCCUAGCCCUGACCCAGGUGAGCAGUGGGAGAGGGGAGCCCCAAGAGACCCCAGGAUAGGAGGACCCCGCAUUUCCGAAGGAGUGGCUCUUCCUGAAUCAGUUUCCUCAUUGGGAAGAUGGGAGUGCUGUGGGCCUGCCAUGAGAGGCACAUAACAAGCACUCAAUAAAUGCAGGUCCACACAGCAAGCACUCAAUAAAUGCAGGCCCUGAUGAGGAGGUGAUGGGACGGUCAAGGGGCUAUGUGUGGGGCAAUUGCCUCUAAAAUGAGACCAGACCAGGCCCUCCCUCCCAGGGUGGUUGGGGCAUGAAAAAAUCUCUGUCAGGUAUCAGAACAGGGUCCAUGCUAGAUAAGAGCUCACCAAGGCCUCUCCAUUGUGGACUCUGCCAGCUGAGGGGCCCAGCCUGAGAAUCCAGCAGCUGGGGCCGCCCUUGACCUUCUCAGAACCUUGAAUGGGGUGGGAGGUGAGAGGGCAGGCCAGGUUCUGACCUCCAGGUGUGGAGGGCCUACGUUAACCUCUUCAUAGCCAGAGGAGAGCAG